This is a messenger RNA of Microstroma glucosiphilum, 675 nucleotides long. Its product is annotated as DUF866-domain-containing protein. The record is from RefSeq and is a predicted model, not a curated record. Gene Ontology annotation, molecular function: zinc ion binding. Lineage: Eukaryota; Fungi; Basidiomycota; Exobasidiomycetes; Microstromatales; Microstromataceae. The transcript has 5 exons. Bases 108 to 620 code for a protein of 170 amino acids.
CCUGACUGACAGAGUAGACCAUAUCUUCAAGCAAGACCUUGCACUGCUGAAUACAUCUGGUCAGGUCCGCGAGGCUGCACCUUCACCCUCAUCAUCAUAUUCUCACCAUGACAAAGCUUGCCUUGCAGAUCAAGGCGCAAAUGGAGAAUGUGAAGGACCUUCGUCCAUCUACAGAUGACUAUAUACUGAUGGUCAAGACAAAGUGCAUCUCGUGUCGUGAGGAACAUCCUAGGUUGGUGGGAAUCAAGCCUGGGUCCGAGCUGGAGAUGACCAAGCAGGGGGCGAGGGGCACGACGGAUUUGGUGAUGAAGUGCCAGUUCUGCAAGAGGGAGUCGUCUGCAAAGUUCGAAGAGCCAACACCAAAGACCCCCUGGUGGAGGCCGUAUAGCAUGUCGGAGGAUGGAGUGGCAGAGUGGCAGACGCUGUGUGUGGUAGAUGCUCGUGGUAUGGACUUGGUGGGGUGGGAGGCAGAGGGUACGUGGGCUUGCACCGCGUCAGAGUCGGGCACAAAGUUCGAAGAGGUGGAGUUCGACGAUGGCACCGAGUGGACCGACUACGACGAGAAGGGCGAGGUGCCGGUGAGCAUCAUGGAGCUCGAGGGGCGGUGGGUGAGAGCUUGAGCAGAGGGUGUGUCAUGCAUUCACUCUCUGCCACAUCAUAUCCGUCUUUCCAAGA